This is a messenger RNA of Octopus bimaculoides (California two-spot octopus), 4566 nucleotides long. Its product is annotated as pelle-like serine/threonine-protein kinase pik-1. The record is from RefSeq and is a predicted model, not a curated record. Gene Ontology annotation, molecular function: protein binding; ATP binding; protein kinase activity. Gene Ontology annotation, cellular component: plasma membrane. Lineage: Eukaryota; Metazoa; Mollusca; Cephalopoda; Octopoda; Octopodidae. Gene Ontology annotation, biological process: signal transduction; protein phosphorylation.
UUGAUGACGUCUAUCACAAAAUUCCUAUUUAUUUAUUGAAAGUAAUAUUUAAUCAUGUUGCUGGCGAAUAUUCCAUACCCGAUUGUCUUGGAAAUAUCAACGUUAGAUUUUGAUGGUGGAUGGAAAAAAAUUGCUGCUGAAAUAGAUUUCUCUUUCCGGGAGAUCAAAUGUUUGGAAUUUGAUCGUAGGCCAACAGAGUCUCUUCUUCGAAUAUGGGGAUGUCAAAAUGCUACAGUAUGGGACUUAUAUAAAGUGUUACACAAAGUUGGCAGAUAUGAGGAAAUGAAACAUUUAGAACAAAUCAUACAAGAGGAAAAUAAGCCACUCUUACAUAUUCCUGAAGGCGUACACUACUUAAAUUAUGAACAAAUGAAUAAUUUGCAAUCUGAUAAAAAUGAUGAUUUUGUGGAUGAAAUCAAUCCAAAUGAUUUACCUCGGCCAAGUGAACUGGUACAUGGACAAUAUAAAAAUAGCUCAACCAACAAUAUAAAUGUAUCAGAUUCUGGAAAUGCUGCCUGUAACCAGAAAUACCCACCACACUGUUCAGGUGUAAAUCUAAAUACAUUCUCAUCUCUUCAAUGUGGUAUGUCUGGUUUAAUGGUAAAUAUGGAAGAAGUUACUUGUUCUUAUUCAUAUGAAGAAAUUGAAAGUGCCACAGAGUCAUUCAGUCAUUGUAUUGGAAGAGGUACUUUUGGAAGUGUUUAUUAUGGGAUUCUGAAGAGCAGUAAAUGUGCAAUAAAGAAAUUAUCCAAGGAUUUAAAUGGUAUCAACAAAGCAAUUAAUAUAUUGAAGAAAAAUCCACUUGAUGAAAUGAAACUACUUCUUAGAUAUCGUCAUGACAAUAUUAUAAAUAUUUAUGGAUAUUGCUUUCAUAAAGAUGAUAUAUACUUUGUAUAUGAGUUCAUGGACAAAGGUUCUUUGCAAGACUGUCUAUUAAAUGAUAAUGACUGCUUAAACUGGAUUGAACGACUGACUAUUACAAAAGGAAUUGCAUGUGGCCUGUACUACUUACAUAGCCACAGUGUUCCCGUGAUCCAUGGAGAUAUUAAGAGUUGCAACAUUCUGAUUAAUAAACACAAAGAGGCUAAAAUUGGUGAUUUGGGUUUAGCUGGAUUUUUGACUGAUCAUUCAUCUGAACUUUUGGAUCGUGUAUCCAAACAAGUGAAUCCAAAACUUUUUGGAACAAUAGCUUAUUUGCCACCAGAAUUUUGUACUUCAAAAGGGAAACGUUUCUUAGAAACAGAUAUAUACAGUUUUGGUGUGGUGUUACUAGAAAUUAUCACGGGAAAAUUAGCUUUUGAUGAUCGGUAUGCACCUAAAACACUGGUUGAGCAAAUGGAGUGUUCUUUAGAGGAUAAACCGAGAGAAUUAUGGUUUAAAGAAAGUGAUAAAAGAGUUGAAUGCCGGUCAAAGACUUUGAUACCUAACUUAUUUGACAUAGCUUUCAAAUGUGUCUCUGAAAGAAGAAAAGAUCGACCAGCAAUGAGUGAAGUGGUGCAAAAUUUGAACUGUUUGGAAAAGGAUUUCAUGAGAGAUAUCGAAGUUAAUGUUCCAGAAAUGCUUUAUGAAUCAACCAGUGAAUAUUGUCAGUCUAAUUCUUCCAACAGGAAUGACUUUGAUCCUUUUACAAGCUGUGAGCCAUUUAAGCUGCAGCGCAGCUGGGAUGAAAGAAAUAAAAAAAAAGUUGAGAAAAUAUCACAUUCUGAGAGUGUAGAAGACAAUUGUGCAAGUGAUAAUGUAGAAUCUCUUCCAGAUGAGGAACUAUGUUCUGAGACUUGUACAAGCACACAUGUGGAGUCAGUUUCGAGUGAAGAUGAGGAUACUAACAGCAAAACUGAAAGCGAUGGAAUGAGUUCUAAAGAAUUUUCAACAAGUAUAAAAGAUGAAAGGGAGAGCUUUUUCAAGAGCUAUGAAGCAAAGAAAUCUAAUUGUUUUCAUGAAAACUAUAAUAGCUCUGAUAAAUGUGGGUUAAAUGCAGAGUAGUAGUAGUUAUUCUUUAAGUUGACAAAAAAGCAGGUUAACUGUCAGAAACAAGCUUUGAUUGAUUUGUAAACACUUUGAAGUCCUCCUGAAGACAAAAGGUAUUAAUCUGGUUUAUAAAGGAUUUUGGAGUUUCUUGAUCUUGGUUCCCAUAAGUCUAUUAUUCAAAACUGCAGGGUAUGUAACAUUAAGGGCGAUAAAACUGGGGAACAUUUUCAAAAAAAUUUUUUAGUCGCCUUACUUUUUACAAUUAGUCUUAUUUAGUUUGAUGGUGCUGGGUUCAGAAAUGUCCUCUGAAAUUUUUUGUCAUGCCAAGUUUUUUUGUUAAACAGGAAUUAAUUUUUCACCAAAAAAAAAAAGGAAAAAGUCAAUGUCGCUGUUAAAUGCAGUACUGAAAUAUGAAACUAACACAAACCAAAUAAUACUUUUAUUAUUUAACAAAUAUAUUACACAAAAUGUUUAAUUGAACACCUUAGGAUUGAUAUUUCUGUCAAACUGAACUUAGAAUGAUAAUAACACUAAAUCAAGCACAGUGUGGGCAUAUCUGCUGGCAGAUACAACAAAAUCUACAAAUACGGGACAUGUAUGAAGUCAAGGAUCACAGAAAUAUAGUUUAUUAACUAAUUCUAUUAAGGACACUUUUGACAUCAGCAUGACAUUUAAAGCUGGUUGAAUUGGAAAUAGUGAAAGUUGCUUGAGUUUGACGUUUUUUAUUUAUUAAAGAUACUUAAUUCAUGGCUUUCGUAGUAGCGUUUACUUCAAAUGACAUUGAAAAAUUAGGUUUUCAAAGUUAGGUCAAGCUCUAUAGAUGGAUCCACCUUUGAUGAAGCCAAAUCUAUACUUAGAAAUGAUGACAAUAUCAGGAAUGCUGAAAAAUGGACAUUUGAAUUAGUGGAAAACCUUGGCAUGACAGAGCAAAAUGGAUUUCAUUUUUUAAAUCAGCACCCCAAAAUUACUAGGAAACUUAUCUCUGACACUAGACAGCAAAAACCAUGUUCCCCAAUGUAAUAGUAAAAAUCAAAAGAGUAACCAAGAACUUUUCAACAAAAUUGAGCUGUGUUCCAGCAUUCAUAGCUUUCUAAUGUCUGAUUGUCAUUUACCUGCAGUUUUAGACAACACAUUGAGUAUUUACUUCACAGUUGGGUACAUAUCUAUAGAGACAGAAAAAGGCAGCGAGCUGGCAGAAACGUUAGCACACCAGGCGAAAUGCUUAGCAGUAUUUCGUCUGCUGUUACGUCCUGAGUUCGAAUUCUGCCGAGGUCGACUUUGCCUUUCAUCCUUUCAGGGUUGAUAAAUUAAGUACCAGUUAUGCACUGGGGUCGAUGUAAUUGACUUAAUCCCUUUGUCUGUCCUUGUUUAGCCCCUUGUGGGUAAUAAAGAAAUUGUUGGAUAUGGUUUUUUUCUGUCUUUCAGUAAGUAAUCCUGUUAAUCGAACCCCCUUUUGGUACCAUUGACUUUGGGAUACACUAUAAUAAUGUUACGGAGAUAUACUUGCAUAGCAAAUGACCUGAUCUGAGAUCGUGUGCUGGAACGAAAACAAUUGCAGCAUGGAAGGUGUUUAUAAGCCAUUUAAGAAUGCUGCAGCACGGAAUUUUGUCAGUGAACAGGUCACAGUCUCAAAGCGACGAAUAUAUUUUGGCAAAUUAAAUUUAAAUGUUGAAGUGACUCUAACGGUUUUUGUGUGUUUCUUAAAUGGCUUAUAAACACCUUCCACGCUGCAAUUGUUUAUAAUAAUGUUAUUUUUAUAUUACAAUUCCUCUACAUUCAAAUUGAAAAUGAAAAAUAGAAAAAAAACAGUGAAAUUUGAGAUACUAUCACAUAAGAUGGAACUCAUUUCCUUUCACUCAUACCUUAUGUUUAUAUAUAUUCAAUAUCAUGGCUUCUAUAGUUUCUAAUCUUGUUACUAAGUCACAAAUUUGUUGAGAAAUUGAAUCAUUCAUUAUACUACUGGUACCCCUAGUAAGAUAGCAGAAUGUUAAGGGAUAUACUUAGAUAAUAUAUGGUUUGUGUGUGUGUGUAUAUAUAUAUAUAUUCUUUUACUGGUUUCAGCCAGAGGCUGAUGCCAUGCUGGAGCUCUGCCUUUCGAUGUUUUGGGGUCUCCUUUCAGUAGUGUUUUUUUGGGUGAAGAAACGAGUUGGACAAAGCUGCUCUUCUUUGUGCCUCCUGCCAUGAUGUGGGCUCAUCUGGGAUUUCAGACAGAAAUUUGUCCAGGUGUUUUUUGAACAUUUUCACAUCUACACCUAGCAGAUCUUGUGGGUCCCUUGGCAGGAUGUUAAACAGUCGUGAUCCCCUGAAACCCAGGCUGUUGCAAUACUAGGUACUUAUCUGAGAUGAAGAUGGUAUCUUUGGUAUUAUGCAGUGUCGUCCAGUUCGGUAGUUGGUUUAACUUGGCUUUAAACUCCAUUCAUGAAAUUUAAUUGUUAAAGGUUUUCAUUUACAAACAGUGGUACUUUUUAAGACUAUUAUUUUUAUACAAAAUAAAUUUAAGAGUUAUUUAUAAAUGCCUACUUAAUUUUAAAGAUACACUCAUAGGCAUGACACUGGUGUAAUUAUAUUUAUAAUAAAAUUGUUAUUACCCUCCUUUAA